AUGCCUCCGCGCCGCCGCCCGCCUCCGGCUACCACGGCGUUCGAGGCGCGGCGAGCGGCCGGUUCGACGCGGAGAUCCGCUCCGGCGACGAGCGGAUCCGCCUCAAGUACAUAUGACACGGCGCACGAGGCGGCGCGGGCGUACGACGCCGUCGCUUGGCGUCUCGACCGCUCCCGGCGGUCGAUGAAUUUCCACGAUGUCUACACGCGCGAGCAAGCGGAGAUGCUCGCGCCGCCGCCGCCCGUCAUCACGCGCGAGCAGCAGCGCCGGCAACGGGAGUUGGAGCAGCGCCUCCUCAUCGCGGAGCGCGACGAGGCGCUGCGCCUCGAGUGGGCGCGCCGCUUCCCCGAAGACGUCGCCGCCACGGAGGGCUUCUACGCGCAGAAGGAGGAGGAGAAGGCGGCGGAGAAGGCGAAGAAGAAAGCUUCGCGCGAGAAGCGCCGCGCCGACUAG
Molecule: messenger RNA, 453 nt
Organism: Lolium perenne
Lineage: Eukaryota; Viridiplantae; Streptophyta; Magnoliopsida; Poales; Poaceae
Biological process (GO): regulation of DNA-templated transcription
Molecular function (GO): DNA-binding transcription factor activity; DNA binding
Source: RefSeq, a predicted model, not a curated record